This is a messenger RNA of Aethina tumida (small hive beetle), 15750 nucleotides long. It is a transcript of the gene HERC2, whose product is annotated as E3 ubiquitin-protein ligase HERC2. The record is from RefSeq and is a predicted model, not a curated record. Gene Ontology annotation, biological process: protein ubiquitination. NCBI's taxonomy places the organism in Eukaryota, Metazoa, Arthropoda, Insecta, Coleoptera, Nitidulidae. Bases 483 to 14945 code for a protein of 4820 amino acids. The transcript is spliced from 43 exons. Gene Ontology annotation, cellular component: membrane; cytoplasm. Gene Ontology annotation, molecular function: zinc ion binding; ubiquitin protein ligase activity.
UAUUGGUGUAAUCCUGGUUGCAUGACUUAACAUUACCUUACUAGACUUUGGUCUGCUUUAUUUCGAUAAUUAGGCUUUAUUUCGAUAAUUAUUAGGAUAAUUAGGUUUAUACAUUUGAUUAACAAUAAUAAAAACAGUUUAUGCAAUUUUGUCCAAUAAGACUGUUCAGCGGUGAUUAUUUAGAAAAUGUUUUCGGAACGUGCCCCAUAAUUGUUUAGAAAAUAUGGCGGCAUUGUCGGCUCUGUCAAUAAAUAAUGUUUAAAAAAGUCCAUCAGUUCCGGUAAAUAUCCAAUUAGAUGGCACUAGGGACGCACGUAACAGCACAAAGUUUGCACCACCAUAAAAUACCACCCCCAUUUAAUUUAACAAAGUCGAAAAAUCCGGUACAUUGCACCCAUAUGUCAAAUUUGUUAUUGUCAGUCAGCUGUCAAUGGGGAAAGAAGUGAAGACUUCAUGCAUCCUAUCAGAUUUCUAGGUAAACCAUGUCUCACUGCGAGACCACGCUGAGGCCGCAGCCCCGUCUGGACCUGAAAUGGCUGAAGACCGACCUGCAGUCGCUGUUCAACGGCCACGACAGCCUGGCGAACUGCUGGAACGGCCUCAUAACGGACGGAGAGCUCACUGGUAACUUUUCGGUGGGCCUGUUGAACAGCGCGGGCGUUACGGCCAAGCAGGGGGAAUUCGGCAAGUACUACUGCGGACAGAGGGUGUUAACUUGUACGUGCUGCGAUGGAAUCUGCGGCCCGGACAGCGGUUGCAAUUGCCAGCCUUGUCAAAAACUGGAUGCCGAGGAAUCGGCGCAGAAAACACAAGAGAAAGUGCCGAUUCCUUCUAUGGAAAGUCUGUUGAAUAAAUGGGCUUGGGGGCCUCAACCAUCACUUGAACAAUUAUCAUUGUGCUUGUUGAGCUUGAACAAUGAACAAAAAACCCUCUGUUAUGAGGCAGCUAGUUCGACUCUAUCAGCCACUCGAUUAUCUUACAGGCUGUCCAUAUAUAAAAGGUACUUCAUUGCUUUAAACAGAGUGCCUAAUUCCCCUGAGUUUGAGAAUGGAAUAUACAAACGCAAGGCUAGUAUAGAAACAGAGACCAAAGUAGUUGCCAAGGAUGAAAGGCAUAAACAGCCACAGCAUGAUCCGGCCAUUGGUUUGGCCAGGGUUGGGUCUAGAGCAGCCUUAAACUUUUCCUUUGCAUUCCUAAGGAGGGCCUGGAGAUUAGGGGAAGAUACUGACCUGUGUAGUGAACUUCUGAGCGAAUCACUUGAGGCACUAAGAAUGUUGCCUGUGGCCACCUUGUUUGGGCAGGUUAAUGUGUCACCAGUCUGGUUGGAAGUCGUGGAGAGAUCCUCGAAAUUUUUACGACAAGUUAUCACAGGAGAUGUAACAAGUGGGAGACAAUACUGCAAUGUACCUUUAGAGGAUCAACACACAUCCUUGAAUUUGUUACUGGAGUUUGCCUUGCAAAAAGGAAGUCUGAGCAGCAUUUUAGAAAUGGUACUUUUACUACUGAACAUCUGGGAGAAAAGAUCACACCUUAAUGACAAUAGAUCAAACCUCGAUGACCCCAGUGCCCCUCUACUACCUUUCAUUAAACGUUUCUCAGACAUCCAACCAGAAAAGUCGAAUAUGUUCCCCAAGGAUGAGUCUGAAGAGCUUCCAUCUUGCACCAAAAUAUUUUUAGAUCUGCUAGAACUGCCCGACGAAGACGGGGUCGAAAUUGACCUUCGACAGGCUGCCGUCUUCAUCAUAGCCCACUUAGACAGACUGGCAUUACCGCAUAUACCUCCUCUAUCGUUUACGAAGGUAAAACACCUAAAGGUGGUGACGUUCGGGUGGUUAACAGUGUUAAUUUUGCAGUCGACGUCCUUCUACUCCGGCCAAAGGGCCUGGGGCUGGGGGUCGUUGUCGUGGCUGCAGGGCCCCGGGCCCCAAAACUGCGACUCCCUCUCCGAGCUGACGAUAAAACAAAUAUGCUGCUCUGACAGACGACUGCUGAUUCUGACCAGAUCAGGGACCGUUUAUUUUAUGUAUUACACGUCGGAGUUGCAGUGUCCUCAGUUUGUGGAAGGUUUAAAAGACAAAGAAGUCAUCAAAAUAUCGAGCCACAUCGAAGGCAAACACUUCAUGGCCCUCACGUCCGACUUCGAAGUUUACUCGUGGGGCAUAGGCGAUGGCGGCCGACUGGGCCACGGCGACAACUCAUUCAAAGAAGAACCGACCCUCAUAGAAGCCUUAAAGAACAAAGACGUGGUGGACAUCGAGUGCGGCGCCACCUACAGUGCCGCAAUCACAGCCAACGGCAGUCUGUACACAUGGGGGCGGGGCAACUACGGCCGACUGGGUCACGGCACUUCCGAAGACUGUUCGGUGCCCACGAUGGUGCUGGCGCUGUCCGGAGAGUUCGUGACGAAGGUGGCGUGCGGGGCGGGCGACGCCCACACUUUGUGCGUCACGCUGCAGGGCAAGGUGUACAGUUGGGGGGACGGCGACUACGGCAAGCUGGGCAGGGGUGGCUCGGACGGUUCCAAGUUGCCCCGCGUCGUGGACAAGCUGCAGAACGUGGAGAUCACUGAGGUUUACUGUGGCACGCAUUUCAGCGUCGCCUUGUCGAAAGAAGGGCAGCUUUACACCUGGGGGAAGGGAGAAGGUUGGAAGCUGGGGCACGCCACGGAAGAACACGUCCGUUUUCCUCAGCAGGUGGAGGCCCUAAAAGACAAAAGAAUCGUCUCAGUAAGUGUGGGCAUGAGCCACGUCUUGGCUUUGACCGACGAGGGUGAGAUUUACGGCUGGGGUGCCAACGAUAAGCGUCAGAUCUGCGACACAUCCGACGCUUUCAUACAACAACCAAGACUGGUGGAGCAGCUCAAGGGCCAGAAGGCGGUGGGGGUUUGUUGCGGCAGGAACCAGAGUCUGGCGUGGACCGACGUUAAUUCCUACAUUCCUAAGAUGUCUGUGCCGUUUGUUAUCGAUUUGACGGAAAAUACGUUCAAGCAUAUUGAUCAGAUAUUAGAAAUUGUGGUGGCGUCCAGUCCUUCCACCCAGGACAAGGAGUGUCUGGCCAUAUCUGCAUUAAAUUUAUUACAUCUGCAGCUACACAGUAUUAUAAGCAAUGCCAUCGACGCAAAAUCGGUGGGACUAGGUCCAAACAGUAAGCUGUUGUGUAGCUUAAAAAGCCAAGUGGUUUACCUGGCAAGUGCAGUAAACAUCUUGCCCACAGUCCAACAGGCUGCUCAGGCUGCCUUGCAAGCUGGUUGGUCUGUCCUACUUCCAACAGCUAACGGAAGGGCAAGGACUCUUAGUUCCUUGUUGUUAAACACGGAUAUGGAGCCCAAAAUGUGUAGGUCCGGUCAUCGUUUUAUGACUGACCUUUUGGUUUGGAGCCUGAUGGCUGAUGGUGGGCUAGAACAAGCUUUAAACGAAGCCCUAGGUGUUGAUAUCAGUGAACUAGCCAAUUCUGACGAGAAUUUCGACCAGUCAUCCCACAUUAACAUUCCCUUGUUGUACCUAGUCCGUCAGCUCGUUAGAAAUAGUAGUACCUUGUCCCAGUCGUCGCUGAAGGAGUUCUCCACGUCCGGCAAGGUGCCAGCCCAAAAGAACCUACCGUCUCCAAGCUUGAAGCUUUUGAAGCGUUUCCAAAGACUGCUCAUAGGGAAGAUCUACCAGAAAAACCCGGAGUGUCAGGACGCAGCCGAAACCCUACUUAUUAAAUAUUUGGAUUGUUUCACCAAUCACAUCUGUUCCACCCUCAACAUGUGCUUCGACAUUGCCUUAACGUCAACGAGAAACUUUCUUUCAGUGAUGCAGAUAUUAAAAAACGAUGUUAUUGGUUUAUUACUUCCCGAGUUGAUUGUAAGCCUCAUCCUUCUGGAACAAGAAGUUCCCAUGUUCCUGACGUCCCUAAACUGGCUGGACAUCUUCGACGACGUACUAAAAUCCCUGGACAAGUUGUGUAAACUUUCCCCAGACAUCGAAAUCUUCGAUAGCGACGACAUUGCCUGGCCUGGCAUCACACAAACCAGGCCCAACAAUUACUCCCACAAAAUCCACGACGACUUGCCUCUAAUCAGGAAGGCUGACAUCGACAAUCACAACUUGGAUGGGGGGUUGUGGCUUAUUAUACACAACAGGGUUUAUGAUAUACAAGAUUUUAGAUGUGAUAACUCAGCAAUGACAGAGCUCCUUCAAAAGUACGCAGGAAAAGACGCCAGUCACAUUUUCAACAGUUCAACGCAGCACCAAAAUCUGCUGCAACAAAUGGAGAACUACAUCGUCGGGAACUACUGUCAACCCGAGCCCGACGUCCCCCAAAUAAAUUUGGACGCAAUGUACGUGUGUACCGCCCUGUUGGACGCCGAAAGGAACAUCGGCUACUUGCUGGGGCUGCACGCCUUCAACUUACGUCAGAGCCUGCCCCUGCAGGCCGAGGAGAUGAAUGCGGGACAGUGGUUGAAUGCCCCGUUCCUAACCGGAGGCUUACAAGUGGACCAGCCUCCCAAUCCCUUCGGGGAAGAGAAGGGGGAGUCACGCAGUACCAACUCGACGGCGGAGAACACGCCCACCGAAGCCAUGAGCACCAACAUCACGCAGAAGGUGUUCAAGAACGUGCAGACGCCCUGCGACCGCAUCAACGGCUUCAUAAACGCCUUGGCCGAAAGUCGUCUGUCAGAUUCUUAUGUAAUAGCGUUUCUGGCUAUCGUAGAACAGCAUUCAAAGCAGAAUAAUUUUUUGCAAAGGGUGGAUUUCUCUUUUGAACAUCCAAUAGAGGAGAUCGGUAGGGUGUUGUACGCCACUUUGUUGAAGCAUUUAGGACUGGGCUAUGUUUUAUUGCCGAUUUUAGAUGCAUACGGCAGCCAACCCACAUUGAAGAUACCCAAAGCGGUGGUGGAACUGAUCAAGCUGGUGCACACCACCAAGUGGAACCUGAUCAAGCUGCGCCAGGAGGUAAACAAAAGUUACAAGGAAAUAUGUAUCCCCCUGCUGGAGAAGUGCCGGUUCCUCUUGUACGACGUAAAACCGGCCAUCAGCAUAGAAACCGAGGCUUACAAAAGGGUGAACGUGCUGUACAAAGAGCCGAGGGUGCGCACUCUAGUGAGGAAGGUGAUAAAGGACCUGAAAUGCGGCCGACACACUUCGGAAAUACAAAAACCGGAGGACAUAGUGAACGCGACGAUACAAUCGCAGAGUAGCGACCGCCACAAGUCCACCGAAGACGUGAGCAGCGGCAAAAGUGCCAUGAAAAAGACCACGUCCGACGGCAAAAUCUCCGAAUCCAAAAGCGAAACCGACGACGUCAAUAACGAGAUCAAGAACGGAACUCACAAAGCUGCAGCUGAGGGUAGGACUGCAGAUUCUAACAACACGAAUACGUCCAAAGGUGUGAAGAACUGUAAUGCGGAGUUGAAGAGCGAAUUGGACGAAAAGUGGACGGUGGAAAAACUGGAGAACGAAACCAGGCAGGAACAAGACAAAGUCGAAGAAGACAAGGCCAAGAAAUUGGAAUCACAAAUCGCCUUGAACAAUAUUAUUUUUAAAUUAACCGAAAAGAAAAUGAAGAAAGUCACUUACGAAAACAUGGACAUGAUGAACUCUUUGAUGGACUUCAUUUUGCACUCUAGUUGUGACGUCGAGACACUUAGGAAGGUUAUGUACUAUCAGGUGAAACGUUGCAAGAUAAGAAAACAAGGUCUGGACAUGAUCAAGCACCUGCUGAACAGCAACAACUUCCUUAGUUCAGUCAGAUACUCCAUAAUAAACGGAUAUUUAGGCGUGGACAAACGUGAGGAGUUCAUGUGCCAUUGCUUAGACGACAUACAGCUAGUAACUCCGUUUUUGAAGACCGAAAUGCUGCUCUCCCAGCUCUCCAUAACCGAAUGGUGCAUUGAGACCUUACGCAACUACAUCCUGCGUGACAUACCGAAUAAGUCGAGCAAAAUGAAGGGAACAAACGCCAAAGUCAGCCUCAAUUUGGGCACCUAUACGCUCUUAAGGGACAUUCCUAGAGCCAGGAUGUUGCUGGCCAUUCUGGGCAUUUUGUCCUCGAAUAGAUACAACGCCUUGGAGCUGGGGCCUGUCGUUAACAGCGGGGUGAUAAGCUCAGUUUUGGCUUUGUUAAAGCAGGCUGGCUCGGAUCAGAGUAUCGUCAGAAAAGUGUCGGAAUUUUACGUCCUGUAUGCUGACAUGGUUGAGAAUAACAAGCCCAAAUAUGCCUUUGUUACCGGACCAGAGUUAGCCAGCCUCAUGAAAUUGGGUACAAGGGUCGUCAGGGGUGCUGACUGGAAAUGGGGUGACCAAGAUGGUAACCCUCCAGGUGAGGGUAGAGUAAUUGGACAACUAGGGGACGAUGGUUGGGUACGAGUGGAGUGGAGUAACGGUACCACCAACAGUUACAGAAUGGGCAUUGAGGGGAAAUACGACUUAACUUUGGCCUCCCCUCCGUCUCCCGUCACUUCAGACACCGACACUGAAGAACCCAGUGAUCAAAGUUCUCAACUGGUGAAAGACAAUCAAUUGAUUAAACUAUUACGAAACUCAAGCAUCAAUUUCCUAAGAAACAUAGCUAUAAGUGCUGGCCUUUCAACAGACAAUCUUCACCCCACAACAGUUCAUGGUUUAAGCAGCUUGUUUUGCUCAGCCCUAUCGUCCAACAAUUCCGAGUGGUGCAGCUUAACUUUAAUCAAAAGCAUAUCGAAAACCCAACAGUUAUGUUGUGCCUUCAGUACCAAACCUUGGAUUAACAUGUUCCUGGGAUUUUUGUCAGCACCAACAAGCGGAAAUGAAUUGAAUUUACCUAAACAAAUUCUCACGGUACGACUCCUGCAAACGGUUUUGCAAAUGUGGGACAUGGACAAUCCGGAAAUACCUACAAUCGUCGAGAAGCUUCUUGGAAUUUUGGGCAAGAUCAUCUUGACUUGUUCCUACGACACCGGUAACAAGCCUCUAUCCUCGUCCAAAUCUUUGGUGCUUCUCACUCAAUCACACAGUAGUACCUUGGCGCAAGAAAUAAUUGCUCUCCUGAGGAACCUGCACGGUUUAGUCGGCUGGAAUCAAGUGUUGAACGCCAUUUUGGUACAAAAGUUGAACAUUGGCGCCUACUUCUUGAGUGAUGCUUGUCAGAUGAAUAUAAUCAAUGAUGGAAUAGUACCGGAUCAGCAACACUUUAUGAUCACCGCCUGUUUGAACGUUAUAGGAGCUUGGGACGAUCGCCCACGAGUGGGAGCCACCGCAGAAGUGGACAACGUCCAAGGCACUGUCACCAGGGUGUCGCCCAAGGGCAAACUGUGCCUGCAAAUUCACGGAACCGGCGAAACAAAAAAGGUGGCCGUCAACAACCUAAAAUUGGCCGCCCCCGUAGAGUUCAACUUCGACAAGAUGUUGCUGAGCGAGAACUUCAUCAAAACGUGGGCCAGCCUGCUGUUAAUCCGUCAAAACCCUUUCAGUAAUCACGACAGGAAGUCGUUCCACGGACAGGUGAACGCCGCCUAUUUGAGGACGCAGCAGAUCAUCCUCAGUGCGUUGAAUGCGACGAGGAUUUUGCACGGCAAUCAGUACAAGUUGAGGAAGAUUAUGAGGCACCCCAUCAACGGCAUGGACCAGUCGCAGGAGCAACAGUCGAUUGAGGAAGAGCUGAAUCAACAACCGGUGUUGUUGGUGCAGAAGCUGCUUGCCAAGGCCACGCAGCCCAGCCCUUUGAAGCCAGGUUUCAAUCUGCAAGAGAUGCAGCUGGCAGCCCUAAACCUGAGCCAAUAUUUGGCUUCCGAAGGCAACUUCGAGACGACGUCUGCGAUUAAUAACGAGAAGCCGACGCCGAAGAACAACACCAAGUGCACGACGAGCGAGGUGGCCACCCCGAACAGCGAGUACUCGGUCAAAAGCGUGGUGGACGAGAAGACGAAGAAGCAAACGGAGCUGGAGGACGAGACGCCCGCACAUCCCAUAGUCACCCAGAUUAUCGAGAUGGGUUUCACCAAACGUGCCGUGGAGAACGCCAUGAAAACGUUGGCGAUUGGGCCCGAGUCUUUGAUGACGCCGGAGGCGGUGGUGGGCUGGUUGUUGGAGCAUCCAGAUUUUGUGGCGGAAGAGAGCGAUUCGGUCAGCUCUGUCUACGACAGUGAUACCGAGUCGUUGUCUUAUGAUAAUGCCAUUGGGGCGCAGGCACUGGCUCCUUUUGGAGAAGACUCGGUUAAGCCACAAACGUACUGCCGAAGGUCUCAGUUUUUGUCCAACGAUGAGUACGCCAUGUACGUAAGGGACAACGUUGAAGUUGGAAUGUUGGUUAGAUGCUGUAAAGGAUACGAAGAGGUACAACUAGGAGAUAUUGGAAAAGUCACAAAAAUUGACAGGGAAGGCCUGCACGACCUUAAUUUACAAGUAAAUUGGCACCAUAAAGUUAGUACUUAUUGGGUCAGGUUUAUACAUGUGGAACUACUGGGAUUCCCUCCUUCUGUGCCUACGCCCAACUCCAUAAAAAUAGGAGACAAGGUCCGAGUCAAACCUAACGUAACGACCCCCAGGUAUAAGUGGGGGUACGUCACACAUGACAGCAUUGGAAUUGUUACCAGUAUAUCCCCCAACGGCCACGACCUGACGGUCGACUUCCCCAAACAGCUGAACUGGACCGGCCUGAUCUCCGAAAUGGAGAUAGUCCCGUCCUGCCACGAGGGCAUCUACUGCAGCGGCUGCGGCGUCAGCCCCAUCCGGGGUCCCAGAUUCAAGUGCAAAGUGUGCGAGAACUACGACCACUGCGAGAACUGCUUCUACACCAGAAAAAUACACAGGCACGCCUUCAACAGAAUAAACGAGCCUGGGUCGCCCGAAAUUUGUGCUGGAAAGCCGGGACGUUACUACAGGCACGACACACUCGAUCUAGAGGGAGAAAUUAUAACUGAAUGGAAUCAAUGUGUUAAAAAUGUUACUGUGUCGUCUCAGCACGUGGCCAAAUUCGAAAUUCCCAACUUCUUGUGGCAAAGUUGGGGCACUCAGGGAAAACAUUGGAUUAGACUAGAAAUUUAUCCUGAUAUUUUGAUAAAAAGUUUAAGAAUGGGGGUGGAUCCGUCUGAUAAUAGUUACAUGCCUUCUGUUAUUGUUGUUAAUGGAGGUACUUCUUUGAAAACGUUGCAAGAAUUGAGCAUAAUUAACGUAAAAAGUCAAGACACUAGUGUAUUACUUUUAACCAACAUGGAUAAGUACUACCCCAUCAUAGAAAUUAACAUAAUUAAAUGUCGAAAUAACGGAAUAGACUGUAAAGUUCAUGGCAUGUCCAUAAUGGGAAUGAAGAAGCACUUCUUCGGUGAACUUAAAACUUCAGUCUCAUUUUUGGCUAAUGACUGGGAUUUAAGUCAAGAGCAAACCUUAGGUCCAUGCAUGGUAUCAAUGUUUCAGGAACCCAGCCCACACAUAUCUUCCAGCCAAUCCAACGGCUGCCGAGUAUUCGUCUGGGGUCUGAAUGACAAAGAUCAAUUGGGUGGCAUGAAAGGCUCCAAGGUCAAGCUGCCCGUCCAGUCGGACUUCCUAAACCAUCUACGUCCCACAUUCAUAGCGGGAGGGUCUAAAUCCUUGUUCGUUGUGUCGCAGGAAGGAAAAUUGUACGCGUGCGGAGAGGGUACCAACGGACGCCUGGGUCUGGGCCACAACAAUAACGUACCCGUACCCCGCCCCAUACCGUUCCUAAGCCAGUACGUGAUCAAAAAGGUGGCCGUGCAUUCGGGCGGCAAGCACGCCAUGGCCCUCACGCUGGACGGCAAGGUGUUCUCGUGGGGCGAGGGCGAGGACGGCAAGUUGGGACACGGCAAUCGACUAAACUUGGACAAGCCCAAGCUGAUCGAGGUGUUGAGGAGCAAGAAAAUCAGGGACAUUGCGUGCGGCAGCUCACAUUCCGCCGCCAUUACCAGCAGCGGGGAGCUGUACACGUGGGGUUUGGGGGAGUACGGAAGGCUGGGACACGGGGACAACGUCACGCAGCUGAAGCCUAAGCAGGUGAAGGCGUUGGUGGGGCACAGGAUCGUGCAGGUAGCGUGCGGGAGCCGCGACGCCCAGACGUUGGCCUUGUCGGACGAGGGGCUGGUGUUCUCGUGGGGCGACGGGGACUUUGGCAAGCUGGGGCGGGGUGGCUCGGAGGGCUGCACCGUCCCUCACAACAUCGAACGUCUGAACUCUCUGGGUGUUAUCCAGAUUGAGUGUGGCGCCCAGUUUUCCCUAGCCUUGACCAAGGCGGGGGAGGUUUGGACGUGGGGGAAGGGCGACUACUUCCGAUUAGGGCACGGGUCGGAUCAGCACGUCAGAAAACCCACCAUGAUCGAAUCACUCAAGGACAAGAAGGUGAUACACGUUGCUGUCGGUGCUCUACACUGUUUGGCUGUAACGGAGUCAGGACAGGUGUAUGCCUGGGGUGACAACGACCACGGCCAGCAAGGCAACGGUUCGACAGUUGUCAAUCGAAAGCCCGCCUUGGUGCAUGGUUUGGAAGACGUACACAUCAACAGAGUAGCCUGUGGCAGCUCCCACUCAAUAGCCUGGACACUGCAAGACAUCCAAACGGUGUCUAAAAUUGAGCCGGUGAUAUUCCCCGUGGCGAAAGAUCCUUUGGGGUCCUCCAUUUUAGGUCUGUACGAUGGUGAGAAGGCGCCCACUUCCACGGUCAACAAGAACGCCCCAUCGUUGAGCAGCAUUGUUAUGUCGUUGGAAAGCAACACGGCUAAACAACAAGCCUUGCAGCACAUCCUGAACGCCAUGCACAUCCAGCAACUCAGGCAAGCCCUUGUUAAGGCCUUGUGCAGUCACACCAACAUCAAAAACAACGUUAAGCAGCAAUCAAGCACCCCUGACACAACACCACACGACAGAUCAGUGGAAAAUGGUUCCUUGGUAAACAAAGAAGGAGAAAUCGCCUUUGGUGGAGGAGAAGCUCCGGUGUCACUGACUGAAAUCACUGGAAUCAACAGCCAUCAAACAACGCCGGAAGCCGAAGAGAACCCUCUGGCACUGAUGCAGUCGAUGACCGCCAGCAGUUGUUCGGCCAGCAUGAGCUCCAAACAUUCUAGAAUGUCGACGAGUGCCAUGUCGGUUAUUGCAGCCACUUUAACCUCACACGCUGAAGUUAUUGGUGACGGUGACAUAUCCGGUUUGGAUGAGUUCACCAGCCUUCUAAGCGAGAACGAUGCUAGGCUGCUCGUUGACUUGCUCAAACUGGCCGUAGCUGAUAGAAUCGAAGACGAACAGUCCGUUGACAUCUUGUCUUCUGUCUUAAUUUCAAUGGGUAGCAGUAACAGUUCAAUUGGGGCCAUGUUGCUAGAGCUGUGCGUGACUGAACUGGAGGACAUCUCCAACAGUACACAAACUCUGACCAGUACUCCCCAUCCGGUGGUGCAAGAAUCAAAUCACCCGUACAUCGACGAUGUCACCCUCAGAGGACAAGUAAAGUUGCCUGGGGCGGACGCCCUACGCGUAGAGUUCGAUCGACGAUGUUCCACAGAGAGGCGGCACGACCCUCUGCAGAUCACCGACAGUACCGGAAGAGUUUUCGCCACCAGGUCGGGCCGGGAGUGGUCCGACUGGUCUUCGGAACUCAGAAUACCGGGUGACGAACUGAGAUGGUCGUUCCAAAGCGACAGCUCAGUGAAUGGCUGGGGGUGGCGCUUCACCGUUUACCCCGUGAUGUCCAACCACGGACCCAAAGAAAUCGGGUCCGACCGUGCUGUACUGAGUCAACCGUCUAUAGACAUGGUGAUGUGCCUUCUAGACGCACGUCUGUAUAGAUCUGCGGAUUCAGCUUUGAUGUCCCGAUUGGCGGCGGCGUUGGCCUCCUGUUCCCAACUCAGCUUUCUCGCGCCUGCGCAACGCAUGUGGGCGUUGCAGAAGUUGCACCGACUGUUGGUGGGUGAAGACACGAAAGCCGAGGCGGUCACCCAACAGCUCCAACAACUGAAGGCACCGGACAGCGCCCUCGGCAUAUUACUGGAAGAACUACCUCAAGCCUUGCUGAGACAAUACGAGUACGAGGACAGCUCCGUCCGGGCCGGACUACAUCUAAUGCAUUCCGACUUCUUCAAAGUGUUGGUUGCUCUGGCUUGUGACCUUGAGCUGGACAAGAUGAUAGGCCUAACCGAGAACCACAAGUGGUCGUGGUUCAGGCGGUACUGCCACGCAGCUCGCGUGGCCAAAUCACUAAUCCAUCGCACCCCUCUGCCGAUGACGUUUUGCGAAGAGGUGCGUAAGAAGCUCAGCGACCACAUCGACUGUCCCCCGGGCAAGUACAUGGAGCACGAGAAGCACUCGGUGUUCCACAAAGAGCACGACGAACAGCUACUAAUAUGGCUUAACCGUCGCCCCGAUGACUGGACGUUGUCGUGGGGCGGUUCGGGUACUAUCUACGGCUGGGGUCAUAAUCACCGUGGCCAAUUAGGUGGCGUAGAGGGCGCCAAAGUGAAGCAGCCUACCGCUUGUGAGGCGUUGUCCAGCUUGAGGCCGGUCCAGUUGGUGGGCGGGGAGCAGACGUUGUUCGCCGUCACGGCGGACGGGAAGGUGUACGCCACAGGUUACGGAGCCGGUGGAAGAUUAGGGAUUGGAGGCACGGACUCCGUGUUGGUGCCCACCUUGCUGGAGUCGAUACAGCACGUGUUUGUGAAGAAGGUUGCCGUUAAUUCGGGCGGCAAACACUGUCUGGCCUUGUCGGCCGAUAAUGAUGUGUACUCGUGGGGCGAGGGAGACGACGGAAAGCUUGGACACGGGUUGAGAACGUCGUGCGAAACCCCCAAACUGAUUGAAGCCCUUCAGGGCUUCGAAAUUGUGGAUAUAGCCUGUGGUGGGGCCCACUCAGCUGCCAUAACCAGUUCCGGCCAACUUUAUAUAUGGGGCAAGGGCAGAUAUGGACGUUUAGGACUUGGCGAAAGCGAGGACCAGCUAAAACCUAAAUUAGUUGAAGCCCUGUUAGGAUACAGAGUAAUUGACGUGGCAUGCGGCUCCGGCGAUGCCCAAACACUGUGCAUCACCGACGACGACAACGUGUGGUCGUGGGGCGACGGGGACUACGGCAAACUGGGGCGUGGAGGCUCCGACGGCUGUAAAAUACCCAUGAAGAUCGAAAGCCUCGCAGGCCUGGGCGUCGUCAAGGUGGAAUGUGGUUCCCAAUUUUCAGUAGCAUUGACAAGAUCAGGAAGCGUCUACACAUGGGGUAAAGGGGAUUAUCACCGGUUGGGCCACGGUAAUGGAGAUCACAUUAGGCGACCAAAGAAGGUGGCUGCGUUGCAGGGCAAGAAGAUCAUAAGCAUCGCCACUGGAUCCCUCCACUGCGUCGCCUGCUCCGACGAAGGGGAGGUGUACACGUGGGGUGACAACGAUGAAGGACAACUAGGAGACGGGACGACCAACGCCAUUCAAAGACCCAGAUUAGUUUCAUCACUUCAAGGUAAAAAGAUAACGAACGUAGCAUGUGGCUCCGCCCACACCCUGGCCUGGUCCACGAGUAACGCCAGCUCUGCCUGUGCCAAACUGCCAACUGUGGCACCCAUAGAAUACGACCUCCUCCAAGACAUACCGACCCAGGUACUGCACCAACGCCUUGUGCUGCUGCACCACUUUGCGGAACUCAUUUGUCCCUGCAUCACCAUGUUCCCCAUCACCGGCCCUGACUCCCUGCACGAGCUGCGCAGCAUUUUGAUCUACAACAUCAAAGAGGGAACGUUCAGGAAGGUGGUCCAGGCCACUAUGGUACGCGACAAGCAUCACGGGCCGGUUAUCGAAUUGAAUAGAAUCCAGGUCAAAAGGUCUAGGUCUAGGGGUGGUUUAGCCGGGGUGGACGGCAUGAAGUCGGUGUUCGGCCAAAUGGUGACCAAACUACCUCUAUUAACGUCUGAAACUUUGGCGUUGCCACAUCGCGUGUGGAAGGUGGAGUUUGUCGGUGAGAGUGUGGACGAUUGUGGGGGCGGCUACAGCGAGAGCAUAGCCGAAAUGUGUGACGAACUGCAGAACGGUUCCCUGCCUCUUUUGAUACCCACGCCCAACGGUCGGGACGAGGCGGGCGCCAACAGGGACUGCUUCAUCCUCAACCCGUCAGCCAAAACUUGCCUCCACCUCAACAUGUUCCGAUUCCUGGGUGUGCUCAUGGGAAUUGCCAUACGCACCGGUUCCCCCCUCAGUUUGAACCUGGCCGAACCGGUCUGGAAACAGCUGGCGGGCAUCGAGUUGACGCCUGCUGAUUUAACUGAAAUCGACAGGGAUUACGUGCCCGGGUUGUUGUGCAUCAGGGACAUGGGGCCUGAGGAGCCUCUGUUCCAGAAUUUGGAGAUGCCCUUCUCCACACCGUCGUCGUGCGGUACUGACGUUCCUUUAAGCACCAGGUACAAGAGGAUCACCUACGAGAAUAGACUGGAAUACGUAAAACUAGCUUUAAACUUUCGGCUUACAGAAUUUGACGAACAGAUAAAGGCUGUAAGAGACGGAAUGUCCAAAGUGGUGCCGGUUCCCCUGUUGUCACUAUUCAGUGGGUACGAGUUGGAAACGAUGGUCUGUGGUUCCCCGGACAUACCCCUACCAUUAUUAAAGUCCGUGGCAACUUAUAAAGGAAUUGACGCCAGCGCCCCACUUAUCCAGUGGUUCUGGGACGUGAUGGAGGAGUUCACCAACCAAGAACGGUCAUUGUUCCUGCGUUUCGUGUGGGGCAGGACUAGACUUCCAAGGACGAUACCCGAUUUCCGUGGACGGGAUUUCGUCAUUCAAAUACUCGACAAGUACAGCCCGCCCGACCACUUCCUACCCGAGAGUUACACCUGCUUUUUCCUGCUUAAAAUGCCGCGAUAUUCGUGCAAGCAUGUGCUGCAGCAAAAAUUGAAAUACGCCAUACACUUUUGCAAGUCGAUAGACAAAGACGAGUAUGCGAGGGUCGCGAUUGCCGGCGAUUUGACGGUGAGCUCGAGCUCGGACGCGGAAAGCGACCCCGAAAUGGACGGCAGCAACUGAACCAUCAGCAACAACCACCCGUCCAUUUGUGUACACACUACGUGUCUCAUUCAAUUGAUGUGUUACUACUAAGUAAUGUGAUGGCAGUGUAGGUAUAUACACACACAUAUUUAUCAAUCAUUUUGUAGUUACUGUUUAUAAAAUGUUAUUCGAUUUUGUCUAUUUCAUUUCGGGCGCUUUCGUGACUGGCGUGGACUUUUGUUUGGUGGUUCCCCGGACUAGAUUUUUGUGACGUUCCCUACUUUAUCGACUGUAACUGUGAUCACUGUUUGGAGGUUGGCAAAACUGGAACGCUUGAAAAAGGGGGUUUUGCUGGAUGGCCCGAACAAAAUUCCACACCACGGAGCUUCAGCUUGUUGAUAAAAUGGGUACUUUGAUUGCUGUCGAUAGAAUUACUUUUUACUUAUUGUUGUAUUGUUUCCAUGAAGGAUUUGAAUUGUUUAUUAUCAAACAUUCCUAUUUAAACAAUGUCAAUUUUAAUGUUAUGCUUGUUCACGAGGAUCUUGUCAAUGUGCCAUGACGGAAAUUGUAUACUCAUUAUUAUGUCUGCAUUUAGUCUCUAUGAGAUAAACUAUUAUUAUAUUGCUUCGUCUAUGUAGUUUAAAUUAACACUUUUCAACUCGAAACUUGUGUAUUAAUAUACAGGCAGCUGUAUAUAAGGCUAGGGCACUUCAAAAAAUUGUAACGAGCUUAUUGUUGUUUUGCGGUACUACAAAUUAUUUAAUAAGUAUUAUGUUAAAAAUGUAAUUUAUAUUUUUCACUGUAUCUAGUCAUAUAUUUAAUAAAUAAACGAUUUAAAAAACUA